CGAUUUAUCAUACCUUCAUUUUAACUGCCUUUUUCUUUUUCUCUUUUACCGCAACCAAACUAAGAAAUUAACCGCCUCAACAAGGAGUCGUAUAUCAUAAUUGAAGUGCUUUUGGAAAAUUGAGCCAGCUCCAGAUCGCAUGCGCUUUUUGAUCGAAGCCGCAGAGAUCUCUCUGUAAUCCUCUCCAUCGGAGUCCCCGCGGCUCUGAUUGUUGCGCAAUUAUCUUCGAGGAUUCGAUCUUUCUGCUGUGGAAAAAUCGGAAAUUGGACGAGUUGGAGGCGAGGAUUAAACGUUUCAUUUUAAUUCCGCUCUUUUUUAUGGUUCGGUACUGAAUGCUCACUUUGAAUUGGCUUCUUGUAACCCUUCAAUUUUGUAAUUGGUUUCAAUUUCCUACUUUAUAUCAGUUACCUGGUAACUGAAGUUGGAUAAAUGUCAUAUCAAGUGGAAGAAAUGGAUUAUGCGCCUGCUGACUAUGAGAUGGGAGAAGUAGAAGAAGAUAUGUAUUUUGCUGGUCGAAUAAUGGGAGGGGACACAGAAUCUGAGGAUGAGGAUGAACAUGAUAAUUUGGACAAUAAGAUCACUGAUACAUCGGCUGCUGAGGCACGGAGAGGGAAGGAUAUCCAAGGAAUUCCAUGGGAGAGGCUAAGCAUAACUAGGGAGAAGUAUAGACAGACUAGGCUAGAACAGUACAAGAAUUAUGAGAAUGUACUCCACUCCGGUGAGGAAUCAGAAAAGGAAUGCAAAGUAACUAGGAAAGGUGGAGCGUAUUAUGAAUUCUGGCAGAAUACCAGAUCAGUAAAAUCAACCAUUCUUCAUUUUCAGUUGAGGAACCUUGUUUGGUCAACAUCAAAGCAUGAUGUUUACCUCAUGUCGCAUUACUCAAUUAUUCACUGGUCUUCAUUAAGUUCCAAAAAGACUGAAGUUCUUAAUGUCUCUGGGCAUGUGGCUCCGUCAGAGAAACACCCUGGAAGCCUACUAGAAGGAUUUACUCAAACUCAAGUUAGUACUCUGGCUGUCCGUGACAAUUUGUUGAUUGCUGGGGGAUUCCAGGGUGAGCUUAUUUGCAAGUAUCUAGAUAGACCUGGUGUUAGCUUUUGCACAAGGACAACUUAUGAUGAUAAUGCAAUCACCAAUGCAAUUGAGAUCUAUGAUGGUCCGAGUGGUGCUGUUCAUUUCACAGCAUCAAAUAAUGAUUGUGGAGUGCGGGAUUUUGAUUUGGAAAAAUAUCAGCUUGUUAGACAUUUCUCCUAUCCGUUUCCUGUAAAUCACACUUCUCUAAGUCCGGAUAACAAGAUUAUUGCUAUUGUUGGCGACAAUCCUGUUGGGAUGCUCGUUGAUUCACAAACUGGGAAGACCAUUGGGUCUCUUCACGGGCAUUUGGACUUCUCCUUUGCCUCUGCUUGGCAUCCAAAUGGCUACACUUUUGCUACAGGGAACCAGGACAAGACAUGCCGAGUCUGGGAUGCUCGAAACCUAUCUAAAUCAGUUGCUGUACUGAAAGGAAAUCUUGGUGCCAUCCGAUCAAUCCGUUUCACAUCUGAUGGCCAGUUCAUGGCCAUGGCCGAACCAGCUGACUUUGUUCAUGUGUAUGAUGUACAAAAUGGUUUUGAGAAAGAGCAAGAGAUAGACUUUUUUGGUGAGAUAUCUGGAGUUUCUUUCAGCCCUGAUACUGAAUCCCUGUUCAUUGGGGUAUGGGAUCGCACUUACGGUAGCCUUCUUCAAUACAACCGCUGUAGAAACCAUUCAUACCUCGACUCCUUAAUGUGAGAAUCUUGAAUUCCUUUGGCGAUUGUUGAGGAGAAACAAUGGUAGCAUCUCUCUGGCCACCUGGAAGAGGUCUGGUCUGAAGAUGAAUCAGUGUGUGCUGUAUCUUGGACCAACUGUUGUGUCAUCAAAUAACACCAUCCGGUGACGGGGCAGGUUACAUAAGGUGCCUUGAAUGCAUUGUGAUGCUGCCUCAAGUUGAAUCAAGGCUAGGCUUGUCUGAAAAUGUCAUUUGGUGAUGUGUAUAUGAAAUAUUCAAUUUGUACCAUUUAACUUUUUUGUUUUGGAGUAAAAGAAUGCUGACUGUCUGCGAUUA
This is a messenger RNA of Salvia hispanica, 2080 nucleotides long. RefSeq names its product putative WD repeat-containing protein C2A9.03. The record is from RefSeq and is a predicted model, not a curated record. NCBI's taxonomy places the organism in Eukaryota, Viridiplantae, Streptophyta, Magnoliopsida, Lamiales, Lamiaceae. Gene Ontology annotation, molecular function: protein binding.